Molecule: messenger RNA, 1443 nt
Organism: Plectropomus leopardus (leopard coralgrouper)
Lineage: Eukaryota; Metazoa; Chordata; Actinopteri; Perciformes; Serranidae
Gene: mnx1
Product: motor neuron and pancreas homeobox 1
Biological process (GO): spinal cord motor neuron cell fate specification; regulation of DNA-templated transcription; endocrine pancreas development
Cellular component (GO): nucleus
Molecular function (GO): sequence-specific double-stranded DNA binding; DNA-binding transcription factor activity, RNA polymerase II-specific
Source: RefSeq, a predicted model, not a curated record
ACAAUAUUUAAUAAAAUGUUACUACACCUGCUCCUGUGACCUUGGUCAAAUUGUAAACCAAUCCCCCAAAAAUGUGCAUCACACUCCUGUAACCAUAAACCGAGUCCUUAUUUGGUCACUUUGGAAAUUUUAACUCCACAAACCCAGUACUAGUGAAUUAUAUAAAUGUAGGCCAAAAAUAACAUCCAGUUAUAUUAUUAAAAAAAAGUUGAGGUUUAUGUCAAACGUCUGCGUCAUUUUCCUGUAAUAGCAAUAUUAUAUAAAAGCAGUAAGGCAGCCAACAGCGUGCUCCACUGUGAUUAGAGCAGAGAGGCGUUGUUGGGUCGGUUGUGACGCUUGGGACGGCCCCCUGCACGCGGCUGCACCAAUCGCAUCCAUCUGACAGGGAUUAAGUGUCACACGGAGCUGCUCUCUCACACUCCGGACCACAACAUAACUUUUGAGAGGUGGGAAAACGCCACAAACGACUUCUCUUCCGUUUAGCAGAAGCGACAAGGACGCGCACUGGGGGCCCCGAUGGAGAAAUCCAAAAACUUUCGCAUUGACGCGCUUUUAGCAGUCGAUACGCCCAAAGUGCAGACUUCCCCGCUCGCGCUUGUGACUUCUCUGUCCUCCUCCUCCUCAAUCCCGUCUGCAGCCGCGGAGCUGACCACCAGCGCAGAGUCUUUACGCACCGAGACGCCGUCCCCGCCGAGGAUUUCCAACUGCGGGUUGAUUCCUAAACCGGGUUUCCUCAACAGUCCGCACAGUAUGGUUGGAUUACAUCCGCAGAGCACCGCAGGGAUCCCCGCACAGGCUCUCUACGGCCAUCCCAUGUACACCUACUCCGCAGCUGCCCUCACAGGCCAACACCCUGCCCUGUCCUACUCCUACCCACACGGCUCCCAUCACCAUCACAGUGAUCCCAUCAAACUGACAGCCAGCACCUUCCAGCUGGACCACUGGCUGCGCGUCUCCACGGCCGGGAUGAUGCUGCCCAAAAUGUCUGAUUUUAAUUCUCAGGCUCAGUCCAACUUGCUUGGCAAGUGCAGAAGACCAAGAACUGCAUUCACAAGUCAGCAGCUGCUGGAGUUGGAGCAUCAAUUCAAACUGAAUAAGUACCUGUCACGACCGAAGCGCUUUGAAGUGGCCACGUCCCUCAUGCUGACAGAAACUCAGGUCAAAAUCUGGUUCCAGAACAGACGCAUGAAGUGGAAGAGAAGUAAGAAGGCCAAAGAGCAGGCCGCCCAGGAGGCCGAGAAGAAAGGCACCAAGGGCGGCCAGGAGAAAUCUGACGGACUCGAACAGUCGGACUAUAACAGCAAGACAGACUCAAAAAAUGGCAGAAUAAGAGACUUCAGGGACAGUGACGACGACGAGGGCGAUAAUUUCCUGUACAACUCGUCAGACUGCUCCUCAGACGACGAGAGGAAUCACACCAGUGACAUAAGUCCGCAACCUUGA